Vigna unguiculata (cowpea) is the source of this 588-nucleotide messenger RNA. Lineage: Eukaryota; Viridiplantae; Streptophyta; Magnoliopsida; Fabales; Fabaceae. The record is from RefSeq and is a predicted model, not a curated record.
AUGGGAGCAUGUUCAGUGAAGGGAGUGAUUGAUGGGAAGUUUGAAAGUGGGUACAUAGUUACAGUGAGAAUGGGUUCGGAGACACUGAAGGGUAUACUUUACGAAGUGGCAUUGGGUGUGCAUGAGAGUAAGAAAUCAGAGAGAAAAAAGAGAGUUGCUGUUCAUCCAAAACAUAGCAGAAGUGGGUACAAUUUCUUCUUUGCUCAACAGCAUGCAACACUGAAGCCACUUCACCCAGGAAAAGAGGGAGAGAUUCCUAGGAUCAUCGCUGAACUCUGGUCAAACUUAAAAGUAUCCCAAAAGAUGAUUUAUCAAGAGAUGGCGAAGAAGGAUAAAGAAAGGUACAAAGUAGAAAUGGAGGAUUAUUUGGAGAAACUGAAAAUGGGUCCAGUCAUCACUGAUGCUGUGCCACUUCGACAAUGGCCUCCCAAACUGGAUGAAGUUGAAGCAAACAAAGGCAAUUCAAGUAGAGAAAACGUUAAUAAAGCUGCAGAUAGAGUUUUUGAUAUGAAUGCAAUGCCUCAAAUGAUGGAGAUUGAAACAAACUAUAUGGGUUCAAAAGAAAACUCACUUGAGGAGGGUUUAUGA